Molecule: messenger RNA, 5293 nt
Organism: Lytechinus pictus (painted urchin)
Lineage: Eukaryota; Metazoa; Echinodermata; Echinoidea; Temnopleuroida; Toxopneustidae
Product: E3 ubiquitin-protein ligase RNF103-like
Exons: 4
Coding region: 609-3017 (802 amino acids)
Biological process (GO): protein ubiquitination
Cellular component (GO): endoplasmic reticulum
Molecular function (GO): ubiquitin-protein transferase activity
Source: RefSeq, a predicted model, not a curated record
GUACUUCCGGGUUGUCGUAAUCUGCCAUCCCAAGCGAGCCGACGGCCGACUGCAAUCAGACUGCAAUUAACGCUUCUCAUCAGUAUAUUCUUGGAUACAACGAAUUUUGCGGAAUCUCAACGUGGCCGUUAUCUCAUACAUGAACUUAAUUCUCAACACAAAGCCGACCAAAGGAAGGGGAUUAUCUUCAAACACUGACAGGGAAACAUCGAUCGUCGAUUUUGUGUUGUGUAUGUCGCACCGGCCAGGCCAGGCCAGUGCAUUGUUAAUGCCACGUAAGCCUUAUUUGGACAGGGCGUCAAGCGGGAGCUCACACAGCUCAGAGACAGUUGCAUGUAAUAGAUGGUAUACCGUAAUAGAUGCAUAAAUUGAAUGAAAGACGAGCCCAAGACAACUAAGAGGUCACCGAAAUGAGAUAUUUUAAUCCCUUGUUUGGAGAACUGAUCUAGCUGUAGUGUAGGAACUAUAAUUUUCACACAGCUGCAUGCAGUGAGAGCUGAUAAUGAUAUAGUGAUACUGCAGAUACAAUGCCAAAUAUGACAUAAUCAAGGAAUUUCACAACAUAGAGUUUAUUUCCUCCUGAAGAUCACUUUCAUCUUGUAUUAAAGAUGGAGAUGUUCAUGAAGAAGAUCAUAUUUUUGUUGGUAUAUGCCAUGCUGCUCUUCCUCUUAGCCCGAUUGCUGGAGUAUAUCGCUUGGUACGAGACGGGUUUGCUGAUGAUGAAGUUGGUUGAUCCAGUCUCCUUGAGCGUCAGGAAGUUGAAGAGUCUUCUGGAUGGGCGAGGGCUGAGCUAUGAAGGGGUCAUUGAUAAAGCAGAACUGACGCAGCUUGUUGAGGAAUCUGGGCAAGUCAUGGAAGGUGAGGUUUUGAUGAUGGAAAAGGAUGUCUCUGACGUGGAGGAAGAGGAGACUACUUCAACCGCUUUUACCGGUUACACCCAGUUCUAUGAGGAGGUGGAGGACAAGAAAGACAGUAUAUGGCUCGUACAGGUUAUUCCUGGAAACCAUGGUCCGCUGCUGGGAAAAAGAGCAUGGUCAACUGUAGUGAAAAAGUUAUCCAGGUUUGGCAUACGACACGGAACGUUUGACUGCUCUAUUGACCCAAGGAUCUGCCCUCAGAAGAACUGGAACCAGCCUCUCUUACUCCUCGCCAUGCCCCAAGCUCACAGGCACAAAGGUGAAGUGUCCAUGGCGAUGUUCACAUCAGCAGGAAAAGCCCAGCAGAUCAUCAACUGGGUGUACUUAGAGCUAGCUCACAGGGUCAACACAGAGAGGAGAAUCGGGCAAGAGUUUGAUUGGGAUCGGGUCGAGUCUGAUCAAGAUUACGCCGUCAAAAUCGUUCUUUUCUCAAGGAAUCACGAACCACCGCUGUUCUUUUCUGCCCUAAACUUGAAAUAUUCCGGCCGUGUGAAGUUUGUUUUUGUCAGCGACUCCAAAACGUUUUAUGUCUUUGACAAUCAGGCUCAGAAAUACUGGCUCCCAUCCUAUGUGAUCAUUACACCGGAAGGAAAGAACAUUUACGGCACGCAUAUUGGCGAAUAUUGCACAUACACUGCUCUUGAUAUCUACCUUCAAACACUCGCUCCAGAGGCAAAUGAUAUCUUUGUUUUGACUUUUAUCAACGUUAAUGCCAUUUGUUUCAUUGGUUUAUUUGUCAUUCAAGGUGGCAUAGCCAAAAGGAUAUGCAGCUUUCUGUUGACAAUUGGAAAAUACAAUAUUACCUUUUUAUUGCUGUGGUUACCGUUGCUUGGUAUCAUCCAACUACCCUUCAUGGCCUCGGUCCAAGAUUAUUUGUAUAAAAUACUGAGACUAUCCUCGCAAACGUGGCUGAUGGGGAAACUUUGUCAAGAUUGGAUAAUGUAUUCUGGACAUUCUUACAUCAUCAUUGGAUCCUUUCUCCUCUAUUGUGUUGCUGUAAACUGGGUCUCUAAAAGGAUAAAUGCCCCAAGACACGAAGAUGAUAUGACGAGUGCUAUGUGGCUGCGUUCGUCGCUGGUGGAUUUCCGUAGUUUCCUCCUGCGCCCGUCUCCGUCUUUACGAAACAGUCUCCCACGCCACGACCACCGGGAAGAAGGACUCGAUUUGUUGAUAGAGCAGAUGGCCGUACCAGACCUCUGGCUGCAUCCACGGAUACCUGAAAACUACAUGAAUGAUUUAUUGACUUGGCGUUACAGCUGUGACUGGCUUCAAAAUUACUCAUCUGGCAACGACUCCUCCGAUUCUGAAAAGGGUGCUUGUAGAUCUCAUACAAAAAAAUGCGCGGAACUGCGUCAGUGUUUAUUAAAGUGUGGUCUAAAAUGUAGAAAUGAUUCUAACCCAUGUUCUUAUUCCCCAAAAAUGGAAAGAAAAGAUUUUGGUACAAAUAAAAGAAAUGGUGAAGACGAUCUAUUUGUUGUUGAAGGUCAAGAAAAGCCAUGCUGCAAACAGCCAGAAUCUAUAACUUGGUCGGAUUCCGAACAUGAAACACGUUUUUUCACAGGCUCGACAUCCAAAGUCCUAAAGGGAUCUAGUGUAGAUAGAUUAGAAGCAGAGUUAGAUGGAGCAAGAUCUGAUCUCGGGGAGAAACCACUUACCAAAGCCGAUUCAAAUUUUAACCAUGAGAAAUGUUCUUUCGGGGAAAGGCAAGUAUGUCCCCAGCCUGUAAAAGAAACAAAUAUGGAAACCCCUGAAUUUUGUGCAGAAUCUCUAAAAGAAAAAGAUAAAGAAAAGCCCAACUUGGCCCUAGCUUCAAGGAAGCACUCCCCCAGGCAUUGUGCUGAAGUGAAACCCAAGACCAGCCCAAGGAAGAAGAGGCCCCAGACCACCAAGUCCUGGCCGGAGGGUGUACUGUUCGAUGCCCAGUGUGCCAUCUGCAUUGAUGCCUACACGACCGGUGUCAUGCUCUGUGGCCUACCGUGUGGCCAUGCCUAUCACCAACAGUGUAUCUUUGCCUGGCUGAAUAAUGGCAACCAUGUUUGCCCUAUAUGCAGAUGGCCAGCUUACAAGAAAAAAGCAAAGUCAUCCAAGCAUAUGGAAUAAUAAAUCUUAAUCAGACAGUGGUCUUCUUUAAUAAAUAGUUCAAAGUUUACGCAUGUUUCUAUCCUUAAAAACCUUGCAACAAAGUAUUCCUUUACCUUAGCUGUUUUGGCCCAGUGGAUUACUGAUAAGUCUUCGGACUCUGAAACAGAGGGUCAUGGGUUCAAAUCCCAGCCAUGACUUGCUUUUUCCUUCAGCAAGAAAUUAAUCUACCAUGUGCUGCACUCAACCCAGGUGUGGUAAAUGGGUUCAGGCAGGAAGUAUAUGUGUAAUCCCUUUAAAAAGCUGAGCAUCGAUAUCAGUAGACUAGCUUACAUGUAGCUGGGGCGAUAUGAGAGUGCCAUGAGCACUGAACAAGUUGGGUAUGUGCACUCUAUUACAACUAUCCUAUAUUAUUAUUAUGAAAAUUUGAAGACGUUGACAAAUGGGGGAGCGUUUCAUCAUCAUUUUUGUCUGACAAAAUAUCGGAUCUGACAUCUUUCUUGAUUUUGAUUGGCGGAGAAACUCUGUUGCUGUGGUAGCUGUCAGAACCUCUCACAAGUCCUUUCAUUGAAAUGCUCCCCUGGGCUAUUCAACAUCCAAUGUGCUUAUGUUAGUAUACACUUAUAGCCUGUAUAAUCAAAUGAAAGUGAUAUUGCAAAUAUCUCUAUGCAUGUGGAUCCUAGGAUUUAGAGUGAGAGAUAAGAUGUGGACGCAUGAGGACCUCGGCAAAACGACAAAUAGUAUGCCUGCUGAUUCCAUCAUUGUUUAUGCAUUUACUGUGAUUAUUAUUGUGAAUGUAUUGCUAUGUUCAUUUCAUACUGUGUGCUGUGGACAUGUAAUUUUCUGAGGCAUUUUCAUGAGUGUUUUGUAUGUGAAAUAAUUGUUUCAUUGAUUUUACAUUCCAGAGAAACUGGUUCAUUUAGAUGUUCACAUUUAAUGUACACAUCAUAUCAAAAAUUAUUUGGUGAAUUAAUGCUGAAUUGAUGGAGGUGAUUAGGUAUGUAAACAUUAUUAAUGGCCCAUAUUUUAAAUUAGGCCAUGGUCUUGCUGUGUACUAAAAUUAUGUGAAGCUAAAAACUAUUUUAGGGCCUUUUUACAUGUGAAUCUUGACUCAUCAUUGUAAUGAUGAUUGCUAUUGUAAUCCUGAUUAGCAUUUUUUAUUCUAAUCAUGUUCUAGUUCGGUUUCACACGUGCUAAAUAUUCGCCAUUAGCCUAUUUUUCAUUGGAAUCAUCAUUCAGAUUGCAACUUUUUACCGUGUGAAAGGGCAGUUAGUUAUCAUUCCCAGACAAUUAAAUGUUGCCAUAUGUACUGAUAAAUCAAGUCUACUUUUUCAGAUAUACAGUCACGUUUGGCUUCCGAUAGUUAAAACCACGUUUGACCAGAGUUUAAGAAUACAGGCCUAUGAAUAUCAAUAAUGUAUGAACCACUGUGAGAAAUAAUGUGACAAUGGCCAUGCAGGAAAGAGUAGGGUUGACUAGACACCAGUAAUAUCAGGAAUAUUACAUUGAAUGCCGAAGGUAAAGACCAGCCAGGGAGACAAGACAAGUGAUCUUUUUGUGCAGGUGGAACUUAUGUACAGUUUCCUCUCACACACAUUUUAAUAGGACACACUAUCCCUGGGAAACUGAACUUAUGGCCUAAGACAGGUGGUCUUUGAGUUUAGGUAGUGGCUAAAGGGGGCUAAUCUGUAAUGUCUGUACUUCAAAAGGAGAGAUUUACAUUACAUUCGAAAUGCUGUCUCGUAUAUCAUGAUUGAAAUUUGGAAUCUAUAGGAUAUUUUGUUUCAUCUCUCUUAAAUUAGUAUGUCCAUCCUCCACCUUGGAAGUGGGUGGGAGUGGAGCUUCAUGUAUGAAGUUUCCCAUGACUUACAUCAGCUAAUGGCAUUUUCAAUCUUCAGAUUGCAUUUAAAUCUAUAUGCAAAAGUAUUAUCACCAUCAACCAUACUAAAAUGCAACAAAUAUUUUUAAGGGCAAAAUAAUAUUCCUUGCUAUAAUUUCAGAUUAAGUAUUUUAAUUAUGACAUGCAUAGCUACUUUGAAAUGUCAACAAAAAACUGGACAUCAGUGAGCAAUUCAUUUCCAGGUCAUAUGAAGUUAUGUUUAUCUUUGCGAACAUAUUCAUGAAAUACGCCCAUGGGAUCCCAUACUAUGUGGUAAUUAAGAAGCUAGGUUUUAUUUUCAGACCUUUAGUUAUAACACCAUGCUAUAAGUUGAACCAAUGUGAAAUAUUGAGUUGAAACUAAGAAAUGAGAAAUGAUACAUGUAAAGGAUAUGAAAGCAUUAAAAGAAAGCAAGAAA